CUUGGUGAGACAUUGUCCAGGUGACUUUUCUGCAUUCGAAAGAAUAUUUCAAACACUCAAUUGUGGAAAAUAAUUCCCUAGAGCUCCAACAAAAUAUGGCACGCAGACAUAGACACAUGAUCGGGUACAGGAUUUUGCUAGUAAUUGCUAUUCCUACGAUGUACUACUUAUGCAUUAGUCUAGCGAGCUUGCUGACCAACGAUCCGGAGACCAGUGACAACUCCAAUCGAAUAAGAUUAAGAAAAUUGAUGAAUAUUGGAGAAGCGGAAGUGAAUGGAAGUGACAAUUGUACCCCUCCCUCGAUACAGGAAUUCCCAUCUGACGGAUUUACUGCUGAUGAGAGACGCUCCGGUUACAUACUAGUUCACAUUAUUUUGGCGUUGUAUUUAUUUCUUCUUGUUGCUAUCGUGUGCGACGAUUUUUUCGUACCUUCGAUACAACGCAUCUGUGAGAAAUUUGGAAUGCCAAAGGAUGUAGCGGGUGCUACAUUCAUGGCUGCAGCAACAUCGAGUCCCGAGUUAUUUAUCAAUGUCGUCGGUACAUUCAUAACAGAAGGAGAUUUAGGAAUAGGCACUAUUGUUGGCUCAGCAGUGUUCAAUAUUCUGGCGGUGCCUGCGUGUUGUGGACUCUUUGCAAGAGAGGUUCUAGAUCUUGAUUGGUGGCCAAUAACACGUGAUUCAAUGGCCUACGCGAUAACUGUCCUAUUACUCAUCAUAACUCUUCACGACGGUCGUAUCGAGUGGUACGAAGCAUUAAUUCUCGUUAUUGUCUAUAUUUUGUAUAUAGCGGCAAUGUACUUCAACAAAGAUAUCAGCCGAUGCAUGGGCUCAAUGGUCUCCAAACGGAGCCAAUACAAAAACCUAGACGAUCGUCCCCUUCUACCUAAACACAUUUCUGAUCCAAAAAUCACAGAUAGCUGUGAGUUCGAUGAAGAUGAAUCGCUGGAAAUAGUAAACAUGACAUCAUGGCCCGAAUCAAAAUGUGAAAAAUUCUGGUGGCUUCUCACUUGGCCAAUUAAUUUUGCUCUUCUGUGCACUAUACCAGAUAGUAGGAGGAAAUCACUAAAAUCUUGGUAUCCAGUGACUUUUUUCAUGUGCAUCAUGUGGAUAGCAACCAUGUCGUACAUUGUUGCUUGGGAUAUUACAAUUAUUGGCGAUACGUUCAAAAUUCCGGAUUCCGUGAUGGGUUUGACAUUUUUAGCUGCCGGAAUGAGUGUACCAGAGGCAGUUUCCAGCGUUAUCGUUACGAAUCAAGGUCACGGUACGAUGGGCAUCAGUAAUUCAAUCGGCUCGAAUGUUUUCGAUGUGUUACUGUGUUUGGGCUUGCCAUGGUUCAUCAAAGCGGCGUUUUAUCCAAAAAUACCUGGGACCAGUUAUGUACAGAUUAAUUCCGAGGGCCUAGUUUAUAGCUCGGUUUCACUCUUUUCAACUCUAAUUAUUCUCUACUUGGCAUUUUGCCUUAACAAAUUUAGAUUGGACCGUAAGGUCGGUCUCACUUGUAUCGUUACAUACGGACUUUUCCUUAUACUUGCAUCUUUAACGGAACUCAAUGUAUUUUUCCCAGUUAAUCGAUCUACAUGUGUUCACUGACGAUGUCUUAUGGCUUAGGCCCCCAAUUUAUCCCACAUUCAAUUGAUUUUUCAUAAUAUUUUAGUCUAAUAUUAACAUGUGCUAGGUAUUUAUCUAUUUCAUUGGAAUGUUUAACUUUAUCUUAUUAAGAUAUUCCAAAUAUGAUUGACAUGAUGAUUACCAAUAGGUUUUCGGUGAGAUCGAUCGGUCUGAGUAUGCUAAUAUAGUAGUUAUUGUGAGUGAUUAUAUAGGGACUAGAGAAUUUAUAUUUCUAGAUAUGAGAAAAACGGAAUCUUUUUUAUGUUCUGUUGAUAGAGCGGCUCAUGUACAGAGACUUAUCGUUCCGUAAUUGCCUAUGAGAAGUAACCAGUAGAAAACCAAAUAGAUUCUGUUUGAGUUGUAUUGCAUUGAAUCCCCUAUCCAAUUGUUUAAUAGUAAUAUUCUAUUCAAAAUCUCUAGCGAAAAAUAGCCUGAAAAUGGUGGAAAUUUUUAAUUUUAAAUAAUUAAACUUUUUUUUGUUAAAAAAAAAUUCUAUUACAAGUAUGAUAAAAUUUUAAUGCAUAUACAAUUAUGUUGUACAAUAAAUGAAAAAUUAUCAAUCUCUUUGAGAAUAUCGUAAUAUACCUUAUCGCCUUAUCAAAUUAAUGUGAAUAACUAUCCCAGAAAUAAAUGGAUACAAUAUUUCUAUCACUUACGAAAGAAGUAUGAACGAUAUUGGCUUUGAGAAAACACAAUAAGCUCAUCUAAAUCUUGGGUAACUUGCACCACCGAUAUUGGCUUUGUACCUUUUCAUAUACCUAUAUAACUAGUUGUAUACCAAACUUAAAGGUGAGGUGAUGUGAAGUGACAUAUACAUAUAUAAAAUAUCAUCAAACAUAACGAUGGAGAUUAAAAUUAAUCAUCUAAUCAACUUCUAAUUUACGAAA
Fopius arisanus is the source of this 2494-nucleotide messenger RNA. RefSeq names its product sodium/potassium/calcium exchanger 4. NCBI's taxonomy places the organism in Eukaryota, Metazoa, Arthropoda, Insecta, Hymenoptera, Braconidae. Bases 96 to 1589 code for a protein of 497 amino acids. Gene Ontology annotation, molecular function: calcium channel activity; calcium, potassium:sodium antiporter activity. Gene Ontology annotation, biological process: intracellular calcium ion homeostasis; calcium ion transmembrane transport. The record is from RefSeq and is a predicted model, not a curated record. The transcript is spliced from 8 exons. Gene Ontology annotation, cellular component: plasma membrane.